AUGGCCACGAUAACCGAACUACCGCAGCAAAAGACCUUCAAGGAAAAGGCGUUUGCGUGGCUUGGACAUGAUCCAAUCAUCACAGAGACGGCCUCGACCCGAGGUGAGUGCUGCAGUGGCCACGAAUGCGCGUCGUGUUAUUGCCGAGCUCCCUCCCGAGUCCCGGGCACUGCGAAGGUGUCAUCAUCGACGCCCUCCGUGUUGCGUUCGCCCGCGGCCAGUGGUAAUUGGUCACCGGCCUGGCCUGGCCGUGGGAUUUACCUUGCAUGGGCAUGGUAGACAGCGUCCUGACGUGGACUUCACACCCCCUAACAGAUGCUCUUGCCUCCGCCUCGAGUGACCUUCCUGGUGCUGUGAGUGCUGUCUUCCUCGGCUAGCGUGUCGGCAUGUCACGUCGGAGAGCGCAGAUUCGGCGACGCGCGCGACGCGCGACCGACCCCCUUUUCACUGCGCAGCGCGCUCACGCUGUCUCUUGUUUUGGCUUGGCUGGUGCUCUUGCGUGCCUCGUCAUUUCAACCUUCCCACAGGCCGCGCACUAUGUAGACCGCCUGUUCCCCUUCACCAAAUGGAUCCUCAACUACAACUUGGGAUGGCUCACCGGUGAUCUCAUUGCCGGCUUGACCGUCGGCAUGGUCGUCGUACCUCAGUCCAUGUCGUACGCCAAAAUCGCCACCCUCCCGCCCCAGAUCGGUCUUUACUCGUCUUUCGUCGGUGUCAUGAUCUACUGGAUCUUCAGUACUUCCAAGGAUGUCACCAUUGGUCCCGUCGCCGUUAUGUCGCUCGAGGUAUCCAAGGUCAUCAAGCAUGUGCAGAACAGUCCAACUGGCAAGCAGUACUCGGCCCAAGAGAUCGCCUCGACUCUCGCGCUCAUCUGCGGCAUCAUUGUGCUUGGUAUCGGAGGCCUCCGUCUCGGCUGGAUCGUCGAAUUCAUCUCGGCCCCGGCCGUCAGUGGCUUUAUGACCGGAUCCGCCAUCUCGAUCAUCGCCGGCCAGCUCGCCGGUCUGAUGGGCUACUCCAACAAAUUCGAUACUCGUGCGUCGACGUAUAAGGUCAUCAUCAACUCGUUCAAGUACCUUCCAUCGACCAAACGCGAUGCCGCUUACGGUCUCUCAGGCCUGUUCUUCCUUUACGCCGUUCGCGCCGUGUGCAACCACUUUGAGCGCACGGGGCGAACCUACACGAUCCGGCGCACGGCCUUCUUCCUCGGCACCUUGCGUACGGCGCUCACGAUCAUCUUCCUCACGCUCUUCGCCUGGGUCCACUUGCGCCACCAGAAGCCGGCCAAGUACGAUAUCUCGAUCCUCAAGACCGUGCCCAGUGGUUUCCAAAACAUGCAAGUCCCUCGUUUCCGCACCGGACUAAUCAGCGAACUCGGCUCCCUCUUGCCCGUCUCAACCAUUAUUCUAUUGCUCGAGCACAUCGCCAUCUCCAAAUCUUUCGGUCGAGUUAACAACUACAAGAUCGACCCUAACCAAGAGUUGAUCGCCAUUGGUAUCACGAAUGUCUUCACCCCCUUCUUCGGGGGCUACCCCGCCACUGGAUCCUUUUCGCGAACGGCCAUCAAGUCCAAGGCUGGUGUGCGCACGCCUUUGGCCGGUGUCAUCACCGGUAUUGUCGUUGUUGUUGCCAUAUACGGGUAAGCCAGCUUGCCUUUCACGCCCUCAUCUUGUGCACCGAGGUCCUGACAUUCGUUCUCUCGUAUCACCAGGUUGACCGGCGCCUUCUACUGGAUCCCCAAUGCCGGUCUCUCCGCCGUCAUCAUCCACGCGGUCGGUGAUUUGAUUGCUUCGCCUCCUCAGGUCUACGCUUUCUGGCUCGUCUCCCCUCUCGAGGCCAUCAUCUUCUUCGGCUCCGUCAUCAUCACCGUCUUCACGACGAUCGAGAUCGGUAUCUACGCUUCCGUGGCCGCCUCGGCUGCCUUGCUCCUCUACCGCAUCGCCAAGCCCCGUGGAACCUUCCUCGGUCGCGUUCGCAUCCACUCGGAAGACAACAACAUCACGCGCGAAGUCUUUGUGCCUCUCAACAAGGAUGGCGUGCACAACCCUUACGUCAAGGUCGAGGCCCCGCCGCCAGGUGUCAUCGUCUACCGCGUCGAGGAGUCGUUCUUGUACCCCAACGCCAGUCGCUACGUCGACCACAUCGCCGACUAUGCCAAGGAGACCACCCGAUCGGCGAUCGAUUACGACUCCUUGAGCUUGUCGCAGCGACCGUGGAACGACCCUGGACCGUUGCGCUUCUCCAAGAAGAAGGACCUGGGACCGGGCCAACUCUCGGCCUCUGACGCCAAUGCGGCCAAGCCUCUCUUGCGCGCCAUCGUCAUCGACUGCUCUGGUAUCAGCAACAUUGACUCCACUUCGGUGCAGAACCUCGUCGACCUUCGUCGUGUCCUGGAGCGAUAUUCGGGCCAAGAAGUCGAAUUCCACUUUGCGUCCAUCCUCUCGCCUUGGAUCAAGCGUGCCCUGCUCGCCGGUGGCUUCGGUCGAGGCCGAGGCAGCCAACCGCUCGAAAUCGCCGCCGUCGUCCCCGCCGGUACCGAGGCUGUCAUCGAACGAUACGAGAAGCACUUCCCUUCGUCGCCACCUAACGGUCGUAUCCCUUCGGACGAUAGUUCGAGUGCGAACUCAAAGGUGGCCGACAUUGAGGAGGCCGGCGGUUCCCUCGACCAGCGAUUGGGCGAGCAUCUCUCCCCAACAGGCCCUCUCGUCUCUGCCUUGACAAAUCGCUUCCAUCUCGAUCUCGCAGCCGCCGUGGCCGCGGCAGCUGGUCGUGAAUGGUGA
Microbotryum saponariae is the source of this 2777-nucleotide messenger RNA. The record is from the annotation of a GenBank genome assembly. Lineage: Eukaryota; Fungi; Basidiomycota; Microbotryomycetes; Microbotryales; Microbotryaceae.